CCGCCACAACCAGACUGAGCCGACUUACAGACCGACCAACAUUCCACCUUCUUAAGAAAAACAAUCUCUUCAAUUGUAACUCACUCCAUCAUAUCUCCUCCACCAAGUAUCCUUAUCUGCACCUUGUUGAUACCCAUUGACACAACCGCCACAAUGUUCGCCUGGUACCAAAGAAGUCUCAUCCAACGACCCUACCUAACGCAGGGUCUAACCACAGCCGCCCUCUUCGCCCUGGGCGACGGCCUCGCGCAAACCGCCAUCGAAAAGCGUCCCCUCGCCGAAUAUGAUGUAAUGCGCAGCAGCCGGAUGGCGCUGUAUGGUGGAGCCGUCUUCGGUCCCGUGGCCACAAAAUGGUACCAACUCCUGCAAGCCCGCGUAGCCUUCCGCUCAGCAGGCACGACGCUCGUCGCCCGCGUUGGCGCGGACCAGCUCCUCUUCGCGCCGACGAUGAUUGGCGUGUUCCUGAGCAGCAUGUCGCUCCUCGAGGGGAAAAGUCCGGCGGUGAAGCUGCAGCGAAGCUACUGGGACGCGCUGCGCGCGAACUGGACGGUGUGGCCCGCUGUGCAGGCGGUUAAUUUGUUUCUGGUGCCCCUGCCAUUUCGGGUUUUGGUGGUGAAUGUGGUUAAUGUUGGGUGGAAUUGUUUUAUGAGUUUGAUUAAUAACGCCCCUCGCGGGGAGGAGCAGCCUAUUGGGGCUUGAUUGAUUUGUAAAGUGCUGGGUUUAAGUGGUUUGGGGCUGGGGGACUCGCAGUGGGUUGGGUUUAUGUACAAGUGCUGUGGUGGUUUGUGUGGCUUUAUUGUAUAGAUGGCAUAGAUUUGAGGGCUUGGUUCUGACACUGGUUUGGUUCACUGGAGCGACAAUGUAUUAUACUCUGGAUUUCCAGCUACGCGUUAUUCUGAUUAUGCGCAAUGCCAUCCGGACAAGGGCAUUGAGAC
This is a messenger RNA of Aspergillus aculeatus ATCC 16872, 935 nucleotides long. RefSeq names its product Mpv17/PMP22 family protein. Lineage: Eukaryota; Fungi; Ascomycota; Eurotiomycetes; Eurotiales; Aspergillaceae. Gene Ontology annotation, cellular component: cytoplasm; membrane; mitochondrion. The coding region runs from base 154 to 699 and encodes 181 amino acids. The transcript has 5 exons. The record is from RefSeq and is a predicted model, not a curated record.